AUGUCAGAUCUGGGCGGCGGUGCUGGGAGAGCAACCAAUGGCGGCGCAAGAACAGGAGGACCAGUGCCUGUCUCAGGCGGGACACCAGUAGGCAUUCGCACACCUCGCGAUGUCAUGAGAGAUAGAAAUGCUCGUGAAGCACGGCGGCAGCAAGAGGCGCAACGAGAGGAGGAGUUGAGGCUACGGCAGGCUGAAGAGAGGAGAAAGAGCGCAGAGCGGAGGGCCCCAACUGUAGCUGGCGGAGUCCCACGGUUCAGCGGCGCAUCCGCACAGUACAACCAAGACGUGACAGCACCUCCAGGAGGAUUUGAUGGAGGCGAUGAUCGACGUCAAUCGCGAAUACCUGGAGAAGUUGCUGGAACAAAUGCUUCGGCUGGCGAAGCGGCGCGUAAUACGACGUCGUCUUUUCCGCAUGCUUUUGAACGAUGGGAGACGUUAUCGUCACAUUGGGAAGGUUUGACCUCCUACUGGCUGCACAAAUUGGAGCAGAAUACUGAGGAGAUCCGAGAGGCUGUCCCAAAUGCAUCGACGUUGAAUCGACAGAUCACCGACUUGUCUGCCGCUGGGGCGAAUUUGUUCCACGCUGUUGUGGAGCUGCAGCGAUUACGUGCGAGUAGUGAGCGCAAAUUUCAGCGAUGGUUCUUUGAGACCCGUGCAGACAACGAGCGGAGUCGUGAGCAGCAAGCGAACUUGGAGAAAGCGUUGAACGAGGAGCGAGCAUCACGAGAUGCAAUCAUUCGAUCACAGUCGGACAAUUCUGCUACGAUUGAAAAUGCCAAGCGGGAAGUCAGCGAGAUGAGGAGGGAAUUGAUGAUCUCCAAGGAUGAAGCGCGACGAGCAUGGGAGGAGCUGGGGAGGAGAAACCAGGAAUCUCUGGAUACCGCACAGAGCUUAAAGGAAGGGAGAGUCACAAUCGUGAGCGGUGUCCAAGUCGUACCGUACUUCGCCCACCCAAGCCGGACUGGGAGUGCGAGUCUAGCCGGACGACCUGCAACAAGAGACGGGCAACAAGGAUACAGCACUGGUGGUAUGACUUCCAUGGGAGGCGACGAGCGGGAGUACUACCGCGAUCAGACGGUAUCUCCUACGCAGACUGAUCCAUUCACCGACAGUGGACGCCAACGGCAACCACCGCUGCACCACGAGCCAGGCGUAACGGCACUGGGUGAGACUGUCCACCAACCCUACUCUACUGGAGCAGGAGCGUCGUCAGCAAGCCAACAUCUUCAAAACACUCCUGAUCAGCGCGCUCAUGGGGCAUCGAUCACAAUUCCCGUCUCCGCAACAGAAGCGCAGCAAUUCUACCAUCAACCGCAGACCUCCACACAUGACCUCCCCGGCUCCAACCCAGCUCAGAGCGCUCACCGUUCGCAUUCCACCUACGACGACGACUACAGCGAAAACCCCACAGAAUACAUCAUCGACUCGGCAGGCACCUUCCAACGCGACGCCCAAGGUCGUCCAAUCGUCUACCAAGGCCCUGCUCACCAACGCUCGCACCAACAACAGCAACAACACCAGCCCGUCUCCCCCGAGGAAAGCGAAGACGACUUCGACACGGAAGCCGAUGUUCGCCGCGAACAGGAACAUGCUGCGAGAUAUGGAGCGGGGAGUAAUACACAGUCUAUGAUACCUCCGCCGGAAGCGCCUAGUGUGCCGGCCACGAGUGCGCAGGCUAUGCAGGGGUAUGAAGCUACGGCUGGGGCUGGGGAGGAGGAGGAGGAGGAUGGAGAGAGACCGGAUUAUGAGGGCGAGGGGUUCGAGGGCUAUCAGCAGUAUGUUCCGCGGCAUCAUCAUCCGACGAGAUUGAGUGAUGUUUUGGAGGAGGAGGAGGAGAGGAGUAGUCGGAGGACUGGAGGGGAUUGA
Zymoseptoria tritici IPO323 is the source of this 1866-nucleotide messenger RNA. RefSeq lists its product as uncharacterized. Lineage: Eukaryota; Fungi; Ascomycota; Dothideomycetes; Mycosphaerellales; Mycosphaerellaceae. The transcript is spliced from 2 exons. The coding region runs from base 1 to 1866 and encodes 621 amino acids. The record is from RefSeq and is a predicted model, not a curated record.